This is a messenger RNA of Myotis davidii, 1899 nucleotides long. RefSeq names its product calcium/calmodulin-dependent protein kinase II gamma (gene CAMK2G). Gene Ontology annotation, biological process: protein phosphorylation. Gene Ontology annotation, cellular component: neuron projection; cytoplasm. The transcript has 23 exons. The record is from RefSeq and is a predicted model, not a curated record. NCBI's taxonomy places the organism in Eukaryota, Metazoa, Chordata, Mammalia, Chiroptera, Vespertilionidae. The coding region runs from base 1 to 1761 and encodes 586 amino acids. Gene Ontology annotation, molecular function: calcium/calmodulin-dependent protein kinase activity; calmodulin binding; ATP binding.
AUGGAUGAGACCCACGACGGCAUUCCCUCUCCCCGGGCCGGCAGUGGAGCCGGGAUGCAGGGUGCUUUCUCUGUGGUCCGCAGGUGUGUGAAGAAAACCUCCACGCAGGAGUAUGCAGCAAAAAUCAUCAAUACCAAGAAGUUGUCUGCCCGGGAUCACCAGAAACUAGAACGUGAGGCCCGGAUAUGCCGACUUUUGAAACAUCCAAACAUCGUGCGCCUCCACGACAGCAUUUCUGAAGAAGGGUUUCACUACCUCGUGUUCGACCUCGUUACUGGCGGAGAGCUGUUUGAAGACAUCGUGGCCAGAGAAUACUACAGUGAAGCUGAUGCCAGCCACUGUAUACAUCAGAUUCUGGAGAGCGUUAACCACAUCCACCAGCACGACAUCGUCCACAGGGACCUGAAGCCCGAGAACCUGCUGCUGGCGAGUAAAUGCAAGGGUGCCGCCGUCAAGCUGGCCGACUUUGGCCUGGCCAUCGAAGUCCAGGGAGAGCAGCAGGCUUGGUUUGGUUUUGCUGGCACCCCGGGUUACUUGUCCCCUGAGGUCUUGAGGAAAGAUCCCUAUGGAAAACCUGUGGAUAUCUGGGCCUGCGGAGUCAUCCUGUAUAUACUCCUGGUGGGAUACCCUCCCUUCUGGGAUGAGGAUCAACACAAGCUGUAUCAGCAGAUCAAGGCCGGAGCCUAUGACUUCCCCUCACCAGAGUGGGACACGGUGACCCCUGAGGCCAAGAACCUGAUCAACCAGAUGCUGACCAUAAACCCCGCAAAACGCAUCACAGCCGACCAGGCUCUCAAGCACCCAUGGGUCUGCCAACGGUCCACGGUGGCCUCCAUGAUGCAUCGUCAGGAGACGGUGGAGUGCUUGCGCAAGUUCAAUGCCCGGAGAAAACUGAAGGGUGCCAUCCUCACGACCAUGCUUGUCUCCAGGAACUUCUCAGUUGGCAGGCAGAGCUCCGCCCCCCCCCCGCCUGCAGCGAGCGCCGCCGGCCUGGCCGGGCAAGCUGCCAAAAGCCUAUUGAACAAGAAGUCGGACGGCGGCGUCAAGAAAAGGAAGUCAAGUUCCAGCGUGCACCUAAUGCCACAGAGCAACAACAAAAACAGUCUCGUAAGCCCAGCCCAAGAGCCUGCGCCCUUGCAGACGGCCAUGGAGCCACAAACCACCGUAGUGCACAACGCUACAGACGGGAUCAAGGGCUCCACGGAGAGCUGCAACACCACCACGGAAGACGAGGACCUCAAAGCUGCCCCGCUCCGCACUGGGAAUGGCAGCUCGGUGCCCGAAGGACGGAGCUCCCGGGACAGAACAGCCCCCUCUGCAGGCAUGCAGCCCCAGCCUUCUCUCUGCUCCUCAGCCAUGCGAAAACAGGAGAUCAUUAAGAUCACAGAACAGCUGAUUGAGGCCAUCAACAAUGGAGACUUUGAGGCCUACACGAAGAUUUGUGAUCCAGGCCUCACUUCCUUUGAGCCCGAAGCCCUCGGUAACCUCGUGGAGGGAAUGGAUUUCCAUAAGUUUUACUUUGAGAAUCUCCUGUCCAAGAACAGCAAGCCCAUUCACACCACCAUCCUGAACCCACACGUCCACGUGAUCGGAGAGGACGCUGCCUGCAUCGCCUACAUCCGCCUCACCCAGUACAUCGAUGGGCAGGGCCGGCCUCGCACCAGCCAGUCGGAGGAGACCCGGGUCUGGCACCGCCGGGAUGGCAAGUGGCUCAAUGUCCACUAUCACUGCUCAGGGGCCCCUGCCGCACCGCUGCAGUGAGCUCAGCCACAGGGGCAUUAGGAGAUCCCAGCUGGAGGUCGAACCUUUGCAGCCAGUGGCUCUGGAGGGCCUGAGUGACAGCGGCAGUCCUGUUCGUUUGAGGUUUAAAACAAUUAAAUUACAAAGCGGCAGCAGCCA